AUGAAGUCACGAGGUUCUGCGCUCGGCAGCCGUGGGUACGAGGCCCAGGGCCUCUGGCCAGUGGCUGAAGCCGUACCAGAGCUGGAUGCUAGCACCCCGUCGUCGGGGGCUUCACCCCCCUCCCAGACAAGCACUGUCACCCUGGGAGGCCUGGGGCUCUGCCUGGAGGAAGAACUGGCCAGCCCCGAGCUCUUGAGUCUGGAGGAGAUGGGGAGGCAUGAGUCGAGCCCCCUGGCGUCCGCCACCUCCCUCCCGGAGCGGGACUCCGCCAAGCGCUGGACGCAGCCGGAGCAGUGGGUGGCCGACUUGCAGGCUGAGGUGGCGUCCCUGCGGGGACACAAGGAGCGCUGCGAGCGAGCGGUGCUGAGUCUGCUGCGGGAGAUGCUGCAGCUCCGAGCCUGCGUGCAGCUGCAGGACGCCGAGCUCAAGAGGCUGCGGCAGGACCUGCGGCCAGCGGCCCAGGACCCUGAGAAGGAGGCCCUCGAGUUCCCCAGCCCCCAGAACCAGAACCAGAACCAGAUGCAGGCCCUGGACAAGAGGCUGGUGGAGGUGCGGGAAGCCCUGACCCAGAUCCGGAGGAAGCAGGCGCUGCAGGACAGUGAGCGGAAGGACACCGAGCAGGAGGCCAACCUCAGGCUGGCGGAGCUGGCCGAGAAGCUGGAGCGGGAGGAGCAGUUCCGGGAAGCGGCCUGCAGCGCCCUACAGAGGAGCCAGGAGGACGCCAGCCACAGGGUGGACCGUGAGGUGGCCCAGAUGCAGGCCCAGGUGACCAAGCUCGGCGAGGAGAUGAGCCUCCGCUUCCUCAAGAGGGAGGCCAAGCUGUGUGGCUUCCUGCAGAAGAGCUUCCUGGCCCUGGAGAAGAGAAUGAAGGCCUCAGAGAGCACCCGGCUGAAGGCGGAGAGCAGCCUGCGGGGAGAGCUGGACGGCCGGUGGCAGAGGCUCCAGGAGCAGGCUGAGGAGCGUGCGCAGGCCCUGCAAGGGCAACGCCAGCAGGAAGAAGGCCGCCUCCUGGAGCAGUGCCGGGGCCUGGACCAAGCCGUGAUCCAGCUGACCAAGUUUGUGCGGCAGAACCAGAUGUCGCUGAACCGGAUCCUCCUGGCCGAGCAGAAGGCCUGGGACAGCAAGGGGCACCUGGAGGAGACCCAGGCCGGGGAGCUGGCCGCCUUCCUGCAGGAGAGCCUGGAGGCUGGCCAGCUGGCCCGACAGGAGGCCCACAGCGCGCUAGAGCUGCUCCGAGAGAAGAGCCAGGCUCUGGAGGUGUCGCUGGCUGAGCUGGGGAAGCAGGUGAAGGACCUGAGCGACCAUUUCAUGGCCCUGAGCUGGAGGCUGGACCUGCAGGACCGGACGCUGAGCCUGCGGCUGAGCGAGGCAAAGAGAGAGUGGGAAGGCUUGGAGCAGAGAUCGCGGGAGGGCCUGGCCCGGUGUCAGAAGGAGGCUGAGGCACGGCUGAGGGAGCUGCGGGAGCGAGUGGACAGCCUGCCCCACCAGAUAGAGGUCGUCUCUGACAAGUGCGUCCUGCACAAGAGUGACUCGGACCUCAAGAUCUCAGCAGAGGGGCGAGCCAGAGAGUUCGAGGUCGGGGCCAUGCGGCAGGAACUGGCCACUCUGCUCUCGUCUGUGCAGCUGCUCAGGGAGGGCAACCCUGGGCGGAAGAUCGCCGAGAUCCAGGGCAAGCUGGCCACGUUCCAGAACCAGAUAAUGAAACUGGAAAACAGCUUGCAGGACAGCAAAACUAUCCAGAACCUCAAGUUUAAUACAGAAACCAAGCUGCGCAUGGAGGAGACGGCCAGCCUGCGUGAGAGCAUCCUGCGUCUACGGAGUGAGGAGGGCCCCUGGGCCCUGACACUGGGCAGCAGAAGAGUCCUCGCAGCCCUGGGGAAGCAGCAGUCCUUCGUCAAGGACACGGCUUCUGGAGAGGUGGUCCCUGUGAACCGCUGGGGCGUGUAUCAGGCCGUGAGGUGGCUGCAGUGGAAGGCGGUCCUCCUGAACCUGGUGGCCCAGCGGAGGCCAAGCGCAUUCCUGGAGAAGUCCUUCCGCCAGGAGCUUGCCCGCCAGCUCAUGUCCUUGCCCCUUGCCCAGAAAUAAAGGUGCCAGCUCCCGUGGA
Messenger RNA from Mustela erminea (ermine), 2104 nucleotides. RefSeq names its product coiled-coil domain containing 154 (gene CCDC154). Gene Ontology annotation, biological process: bone mineralization involved in bone maturation. Lineage: Eukaryota; Metazoa; Chordata; Mammalia; Carnivora; Mustelidae. The transcript has 18 exons. The coding region runs from base 1 to 2085 and encodes 694 amino acids. The record is from RefSeq and is a predicted model, not a curated record.